Messenger RNA from Actinia tenebrosa (Australian red waratah sea anemone), 1966 nucleotides. RefSeq lists its product as uncharacterized. Gene Ontology annotation, molecular function: monooxygenase activity; oxidoreductase activity, acting on paired donors, with incorporation or reduction of molecular oxygen; heme binding. The record is from RefSeq and is a predicted model, not a curated record. NCBI's taxonomy places the organism in Eukaryota, Metazoa, Cnidaria, Anthozoa, Actiniaria, Actiniidae.
AAAUAGGAUUAAAAAGACAGAUGACAGCGGAUGUUAAAUCAAACGCUGAAGAAAAUCGUUCGACAAAGAACACCAUAGAGAUUGUGUACUGAAUACUUUGUGAUGGAACUUCGGGCAGAAGUAGGCUAUGGUUUACUGGCUACACUCAUCACUUUUGUAUUGGCUUGGCCACUUCUAAAAAGUGUUAUUAAAUUUUUGAUUAUCUACUGGUGCGUACCAUGGAGAAACAGCAAAGGAGAGAGAAUGAAGGGCGAGCCGCCAAAGUUACCCUACGGACAAAUCAACCAAGUAAAUUUCUUUGGACGACCAUUGAGUAAGAAGUACGGGCCGGUAUAUUACAUUUGGCACUGCUUGACACCUAUCGUUUUACUAGCCGAUGCAGAGGCUAUUCGCAGUUUCUACACUGAUCACUACUCUCACAAACGAGACAGAGAUUUCACAAGCUUAGGAUGUGUGUGGAAGCAAGUAUUGGGUGACUGCCUGGCAAACAGUCAUGGACGAGAUGAAGUGAAGAGAUGCCGAGGACCUUUCGAAAAGUAUUUCACUUCGAGUAUGGUCAUGAGUGUCCUGCCGAUUAUUGGUCGAGAAUGCAGAUCAUUUAUAGCAAAGGUUCCCAAGAACUCUCCAGUAGACCUCAUGAAAGAAGGCCUGUCAAAAGUAACUCUUCGCGUACUGAUACAAAUAGUUUACGGAGAAGAAGUUCUUCAGAAACACUUCACGAGAAUCCUACAGAUCAGCGAUCAGCUUCAAGACACGGUUGACCUGUUUAACGUUGGUGAGACUAAACUACCAUUUUAUUCCAAACUACCAACUUCAGUUAAUCGACAAGCACAGUCCUUUAACAAAACAUGGGCAGACUUCAACAGGUUUUUGUUUGAGGAGUAUGAAGAGGGACGUCUGAACUCUUCUGGUGACGGGCUGUUCUUCGUCAUGAUGGAGCAGCUGAGGUCUAAUUCCCUUGAAUUAAAAGAGCAAGAGCUGUUUCAUUCAGUAGACGAAAUCCUUCUCCUAAACAUCGAUGUCAGCUUCGCAGCCACUUCAUUUGCACUCGCCGACAUUGCACGUCACAGCGACGUCCAAUCAAAACUAAGAAAUGAAAUAGACGAAGCCCUCGAGGGUCAAGAUCCUUCGAUAUUCCAAGACCUUGAUAAAAGAUUACCUUAUAUGGAAAUGGUGCUGAAGGAAAGUGCCCGGAUGCACCCUGCACUGGCGUUGAGUUUACCAGAAAGAACCGUUAAACCGUUGACGGACAUGGCAGGAUACUUCAUACCACAAGGGACACCAGUGUGCGUCGAUACUCACUCUCUCAACUAUAGCGAAAAAUAUUGGAAGAACCCGGAUGAGUUCAAACCUGAACGUUUCGCCGAAGGCACACGUCAGGUUCCGGGUUCGUACUUCCGGUUUGGUAUGGGACCUAGAAAGUGCCUUGGUUAUCGAUAUGCUUUGGCUAUCACGAGGAUCGUUGUAGCGUCUGUUCUUCAAAAAUACAAAAUUAGUUUGGCCGAUCCUCUUGGAUCUCCUAAGAUCAAAACCAGGGGAAUGCCUUUCUUUACUCCUUAUAUAUGUACAGAUGUGGUGUUUACUGAGAGAUCGUCUUAACAAGCACAGUGCACGCAAAAGACAGACAGACAGGCAGACAAAAACACAGAGAGAAAGAAAGACAGACAGACAGAGACACAGAGAGAAAGACAGACAGACAGACAGAGACAUCGAGAGAAGGAAAGACAGGCAGACAGAUAAAUAGACAAAAGGACAAACAAGCGAACCAAAACUACACAACUUGGUAGGGUAACUGGGAUUACAUAAACUAAAUUCCCUUCUAGAUCCAAUGAGGAUUUAGAAGUUAGUCGACUUUUGCCAACCCGGCGAGGAAAUUUGAGCAAAACAUUUAUAUCUCUUAUCUCUAUUUAAAAAAAAAAAAAAGACUUUAAGAAAGAUAAAAAAUACUGUAAAAAAUCCAGGAAAA